GUCCAAGUUCCUGAGUGACAAAUGGAUGCUGCAGAAGGGCUUCCUGAAGGAGGAGCACCUCACAGUGAAGAAGCCAAGGUGGUGGCACCUCCGGGUGCAGGAGCUGAGCCUAUCGGCCCCACUCACAGUGCUGCCUACGGUCACUUGUGAACAUACCAUUGAGAUCCUUCGAGAGAAAGGCUUUGAUCAGGCGCCCGUGGUGGAUGAAUUCGGGGUGAUCCUGGGGAUGGUGACGCUUGGGAACAUGCUGUCAUCCCUGCUCGCCGGGAAGGUGCAGCCGUCAGAUCAAGUCUGCAAAGUCAUCUACAAGCAGUUCAAACAGAUUCGCUUGACAGACACUCUGGGCAGGCUCUCGCACAUCCUGGAGAUGGACCACUUUGCACUGGUGGUGCACGAGCAGAUCCAAUCGCAGGACCAGGCCCGGUCAGGAGUGGUGGGGGGGCCCACAGACCACAGCCAUGGGAAGUCCACCCAGCGGCAGAUGGUGUUUGGGGUCGUCACCGCCAUCGACUUGCUGAACUUCCUGGCAGCCCAGGAGCGGCACUGAAAGUGAGGCCAGGAUGUGACGGGCUGUCAGCCUACCACCCCCCCUUCUUUGCUUUCCUAAGCACCCACCACACACAUGAUCUGAAAUCGCGUGGCGGUGCUGCUCCGUCCCUGCCCGGCAGCAAGAGUCCGACGGGACAUCCCUGUCAGUUUCCUCUUUCUUAGCCUAUGGCGACCUAGACAAAUCUAUUUAUGUUUUAUUAAAUGUGUCUUUCUCCCAUGUAACUUCCUCUUAAAAUGCUUCACCAAGGAGAGAAUGUGAGAGGAGUCAGCUAGGUGGGAUGGGCUCGAGCAGGGCAGAGUAGAUCGAAGGCAAAAGAGUGUGUCUUCCUGAAGGAGAUCCCAGGAUGGGGAGCAGCGGCAGGGUCCGGGGCACCUGGACAGCUGCGUCUGGUUCCAAGUCCAUCCUCAUGGGCAGUGCGGGUCACUCGGGAUUGCACUGGUUGAAGCAGCUUGAGUAUUUGGGUUUUGUAAUUGAGGUGAAAUUCACAUAGCCUAAGGUCAAUCAUUUUAAAAUGAAUAAUCAGUGGCAUUUAAUACAUUCUGAAUGAGUAGUCACCACCUCUGUCAAGCUCCAAAAAACCCCCAUCAUCCUAUGAAACAAUCACUCCCCCCACCCCUCCAGGCAACACUAAUCUGCGUCCUGUCUCUGGAUUACCCUCUUCCGUACAGCUCAUAUAAAUGGAAUCACAAAC
Carlito syrichta (Philippine tarsier) is the source of this 1241-nucleotide messenger RNA. Its product is annotated as cystathionine beta-synthase-like. Lineage: Eukaryota; Metazoa; Chordata; Mammalia; Primates; Tarsiidae. The transcript has 6 exons. The annotation marks the transcript as partial. The record is from RefSeq and is a predicted model, not a curated record.